Molecule: messenger RNA, 2757 nt
Organism: Erythranthe guttata (spotted monkey flower)
Lineage: Eukaryota; Viridiplantae; Streptophyta; Magnoliopsida; Lamiales; Phrymaceae
Product: protein DETOXIFICATION 30
Biological process (GO): xenobiotic detoxification by transmembrane export across the plasma membrane
Cellular component (GO): membrane
Molecular function (GO): xenobiotic transmembrane transporter activity; antiporter activity
Source: RefSeq, a predicted model, not a curated record
AUAAUAGGAGCACAAUACAAAGAUAAUAUUUUAUAUAUACAUACAUAUAUAGUAAUGCAAUGACCAUCUGUGGCCCUACACGUGGCAACUGCUACCGACACUUUGAUUCUGAUUGGGAAAGAUCUCCGUAAAUUCCAUCCCACUGAAAUAGCGGAAGCAUUUUCUGAAAACACCAUGACCGAUGGUGGCGGCUCGCAUCUUAUCUCCGCCGUAUGCGGUGGCGACGAUGAUCAAGAAUCCUCUUCCGCCCUACUGUCUCAUACCCAACUAGAAAGAAAUAAAGAAGAAGAAGACGAUAUUGAUAAGCCUAUCAACGGGAUCGCCGACUUCGCCGGAAUAUUCCUUACCGAGUCAAAGAAGCUAUGGUACCUCGCCGCUCCGGCAAUCUUCACCUCCUUCUGCCAGUACGGCCUCAUCACCAUCACCCAAAUCUUCGCCGGCCACCUCGGCACCACCCAACUAGCCGCCGUCUCCGUACAAAACUCCAUCAUUUCCGGCUUCCCCUUCGGCAUGAUGUAUGGAAUGUCGAGUGCACUGGAAACAUACUGUGGGCAAGCAUACGGAGCAAACCAGCACGAAUUACUAGGGAUCUACAUGCAAAAAUCAUGGAUUAUCCUAACUUCCAUGGCGGUUGCAGCACUUCCUCUCUUCAUAUUCGCCGCCCCAGUUCUCCAAUUUCUCGGACAAACGGAAUCAAUAUCAACCGCCGCGGGGAAUUUCUCUCUGUGGAUGAUCCCACAGCAGUUCGCGUACGCCCUAAUGCUCCCGUCCACCAAGUUCUUGCUUGCUCAGAGCAAAACCCUAGCCAUUGCUGUAAUAGCUGCACUCGCGCUUUGCCUUCACGCGCUUUUCAGCUGGCUAUUGAUUACGUAUCUUGGAUGGGGACUCGUCGGUGGGGCCAUUCUACUCGACGGCGCGUGGUGGUUCAUCGCCGUCGCUCAGUUCUUGUACAUCGUGGCUGGCUACUGUGGUGAAACUUGGUCCGGUUUUUCGUGGGUCGCUUUCCGAGAUUUGUGGAGCUUUUGUAAGAUUUCUGUUGCCUCUGCUGUCAUGAUGUGCUUGGAAGUAUGGUAUGUUAUGGCUCUGACUCUGUUUGCUGGAUUCUUGGAAGAUGCUGAGGUUUCAAUUGAUGCAUUGUCCACACGCAUAAACAUACUAGGUUGGGCAUGCACAGUCGCUAUUGGAUUGAACGUCGCCUCAAGUGUGAGAGUGUCGAACGAGCUAGGCUCACGGCACCCGAAAAAGGCGAGAUUGUCGGUGAUAGUAAGCGGGUCCACUUCACUAAUCAUAGGCCUAAUCUUCAGCCUUGUUCUCAUAGUUUCUAGAAACAAGUACCCCGCAAUAUUUUCCGGCAGUUCGGAAGUUAGGCGUCUCGUUGAAAAACUCACACCGUUACUUGGGAUUAGCAUAGUCUUAACAAAUGUUCAGUAUAAUCUCUCAGGAGUGGCAAUCGGGGCAGGGUGGCAAGUUUCGGUUGCGUAUAUGAGCAGCGGAUGCUAUUUUUUAUUUGGUGUUCCGUUUGGUGUUUUGAUGGCGUACAAGUUUCAAAUGGGAGUCCAGGGGAUUUGGUAUGGAAUGGUGUUGGGAUUAGCGCUGCAGACUUUUUUCUUGCUAUGGAUGAUACGUAUCGCAAACUGGAACAAAGAGUCUUAUGCAGCUGAAGAGAGAUUACGACAGUGCCGAGGCGAAACAUGUCCGGAAAACGAGACCGGUUAAAAAGGAAAAAAAAACAUAUUAAAAAGUAAAUAAUUAAGGGGCAAAAUAGAUGUUUUGUAUGUUUGAUCUUCCGAAAAAAACUCUGUUUUUAACGGAGGCGGAGGAAUCAAGAAAAUCGAAAAAUAUUUGGAUUAAUUAAAUUCUCUAUCAGCUGGAAUACAGCUAAAAAACAAUAAAGCCCUACAAUGAAACAACAAAAAAAACAAAAGAAAUGGAUUUCUUUUUAGCCCGAGUUAAAAAUUAAAAUCUCGAAGUUAUUACACAGCUGUCACAGCAUAGCUCCGUAAGAAAUGAUGUGGUCGUGUUUCGGAUCAAGUACUACUCCGGUGCCAGAAAAUGCGUCAAAAUCGAGAAACGAAGCUGUUUCGUUUAGUGUGAGCGCUCAGUUAAAGGAUAGUACGGUUAGAAUAGUGCAUGCAGGUGGUCGAGUUGAAAUGUACCACGAGGCGAUUCCUGCUUCUAGAAUGAUCCGGAAGUAUCCAGGUACGUUUGUGGCGAGGCCUAGUGUGUUCAAGCGGCCCCACGAGUCACUUUUAUCGGCCGACGAUGUGUUGUUGCCUGGUAAUAAGUAUUUUAUUAUUCGGUCGACGACAGUGGAGAAGUUGAAGCGUAGGCAUGAACGAAAAUCGAGAGGCGAUUGCGAUGAGAUUGAGGAAGUGUCUGUUUGUUCUUCGGGGGAGUUUUUUGUGCCCGAGGAGAAUUGGUCGGUUUUACGGAAACAUGCGAAAGGGAAAGGGAAAGAGAAGAGACAAUUUGUGCCUCCGAUUCAGAGGCCUCGGAUUUGGAGGGAACACGAGUGGGAGCCGAGUUUGAAUUCAAUUCAAGAGGUUUCUCCGUGAUUACGAGAAAUGUUUUCUUUGAUUCUUCGGUCCCUUUUUUUCAUGGCUUUAAUUGGGAAUCCGGUUAAUAUUUUGUUCUUCGUUUUUUUUCCCUCCCUUUUUAGUAUUGGAAUUUUGCUUUAACUUUGAGAUUUUUAUGUUUAAAUUUUGUGUUUUGCAUUUUCUUGAUGAUGAUGCUCCUCGGGGAUUUUGUUCUUACGAA